This is a messenger RNA of Aspergillus puulaauensis, 3132 nucleotides long. It is a transcript of the gene SLA2, whose product is annotated as putative cytoskeleton assembly control protein Sla2. Gene Ontology annotation, cellular component: clathrin-coated vesicle; actin cortical patch. Lineage: Eukaryota; Fungi; Ascomycota; Eurotiomycetes; Eurotiales; Aspergillaceae. The coding region runs from base 1 to 3132 and encodes 1043 amino acids. Gene Ontology annotation, biological process: clathrin coat assembly; endocytosis; actin filament organization. Gene Ontology annotation, molecular function: phosphatidylinositol-3,5-bisphosphate binding; clathrin-cargo adaptor activity; clathrin light chain binding. The transcript has 12 exons. The record is from RefSeq and is a predicted model, not a curated record.
AUGAGUCGCACGGAGGCUGAUCUGGCGAUAAACAUUCGCAAGGCCACGAGCAUCGAGGAGACCGCCCCUAAACGAAAACAUGUUCGAAGCUGUAUUGUUUAUACAUGGGACCACAAGUCGUCUGCCGCGUUCUGGGCCGGGAUGAAGGUACAACCGGUUCUCGCCGACGAAGUCCAAACAUUCAAGGCUCUUAUCACUCUACAUAAGGUCCUGCAGGAGGGCCAUCCGAUAGUAAUCCGCGAGGCGCAGCAGCAUGCCAAUUGGAUCGAUAGCUUGAUGAGGGGGGUUGGAGGAGAUGGUCUUCGAGGCUACGGUCCCUUGAUUAGAGAAUAUGUUUUCUACUUGGAGUCCAAGUUGGCUUUCCACCGGAAUCACCCCGAGUUCAACGGAUUAUUUGAGUACGAGGAAUAUAUUAGCUUGAAGACGAUCAAUGAUCCUAAUGAAGGUUAUGAAACCAUAACCGAUCUGAUGGGUCUGCAGGAUCAGAUCGAUGCUUUCCAGAAACUGAUCUUUUCACACUUUCAAUCUGGCACGCACAACGAAUGCCGAAUUUCUGCGUUGGUUGCUCUUGUGCAAGAGAGCUACGGAAUCUAUAAGUUUAUCACCAGCAUGCUCAGGGCAAUGCACACAGCAACGGGCGAUGCCGAUGCACUUUCCCCCUUACAUGGCCGUUACGACGCCCAACACCACCGACUCGUCCGAUUCUACUACGAAUGCUCCAAUCUACGUUACCUAACCAGCCUUAUCACAAUUCCAAAGCUUCCACAGGAUCCACCGAAUUUAUUGGUAGACGAUGAAGAGCGGCCAGCCUUGCCCAGGAGGCCGGUCAAGGAGGUUGAGCCGACACCGUCGCCUCCACCAAAACCUGUGACUGCUGAACCAGAACCCAUCAACGAUUUCUGGAGCACCGAAGCCCGGCGUCAGCAGGAGGAAUUUGAAGCGGAGCAGCAACGUCUCCAACAGCUGUGGGAAGAGCAGCAACGACAACAGCUCCUUGCCCAGCAGCAGGCUCAGCACGAUUUCGAAGACCAACAGCGUCUACAAGCGGAGCAACAGCGGCUUGCUCAGGAACAACUUAUGCGCGAGCAAUACCAGAGCCAUACUCAGGGUCGGUUGGCUGAAUUAGAGCAGGAGAACUUGAAUGCUCGUGCGCAAUAUGAGCGAGACCAACUGAUGCUCCAGCAAUAUGACCGCCGUGUCAAAGAUCUCGAAGAACAGAUGAACCAGUUGACAUCGAAUUUGAACCUGCAGAGUGCCUCGAAGGACGAACAAAUUAGAUCUCUUCAGGACCAAGUCAACACGUGGAGGAGCAAGUAUGAAGCUUUGGCGAAACUUUACUCUCAGCUUCGUCAGGAGCAUCUAGAUCUGCUUCAAACAACAAAGAGCCUCAAACUGAAAGCAGCAUCUGCCCAGGAGGCAAUCGAGCGACGCGAGAAAUUAGAGCGCGAACUUAAGACCAAGAACCUUGAGUUAGCUGACAUGAUCCGGGAGCGGGACCGCGCUCUGCAUGACAGGGAUCGCUUGACUGGAAGCAACAAGGAUGAACUUGAGAAGGUUAAGCGUGAGCUUCGUUUCGCUCUUGAGCGCGCAGAAAAUGCCGAACGUCAAAAAGGAACCGAAAUCUCAUCCCUGCUAUCCAAGUAUAACAGAGAAAUGGCUGACCUGGAGGAGUCGCUUCGAAAUAAAACGCGCGCCUUGGAGGAAUAUAGUACAAAUAAUGAGAUGCGAAAUGGUGAUCAGGAGGUUGCGCUUCAGGAGAAAGAAGCAGAGCUUGAGGCGAUGCAGGCUGCCAUGGACGAAGCCCUUCUAGAGCUUGAGGAGCUGAAGCUGAACCAAGGUGAUACCGAUACAGCAUUAGAUACUCAAAUUGACCAUGUCUUGCACGGCACAGUCUCGAAAAUCAACGAUAUAAUUGAUUCUGUGCUCCAGACCGGCGUGCAACGUGUUGAUGACGCACUUUAUGAGCUCGACUCAACUAUGCAAGCUGGUAACCAGAAUGCAUCUCCCCCCUACGUUCUCUCGCAGAUCGAGAAGGCGUCCGCGUCUGCCACUGAAUUUUCUACUGCUUUUAACAAUUAUAUCAGUGAUGGCCCUAGUAGCCCGCAUGCUGAAAUUAUUAGGACAGUGUCUAAUUUCUCUGGUGCUGUUGCUGAUGUCCUCAGCAAUACGAAGGGGCUGACUCGCUUUGCGAACGACGACAAGAGCGCUGAUCAACUGAUCAAUGCCGCCCGCAAGUCUGCCCAAGGCACUGUUCGGUUUUUCCGAGGACUACAGUCUUUCCGCCUCGAAGGCCUGGAAGCCCUUCAGAAGGCUGAUGUUGUCAUCAAUAACAACUCCGAAGUUCAAAGAGACUUGCAGGCUCUGUCAAAGCUCGUUGAUGCUUUUGCACCAAAAAGCACUCGGCUCCAGACAAACGGAGACCUGGGCGACUUGGUGGACCAAGAACUUACAAAGGCCGCGGACGCCAUUGAUGCCGCUGUCAAACGGCUCGCGAACCUUAAAAGCAAACCCCGUGAUGGAUUUUCUACUUACGAACUCAAAAUCAACGAUGCGAUUUUGGAAGCUGCAAUUGCAGUGACAGGGGCAAUCGCCGAACUCAUUAAGGCUGCCACAGCGUCCCAGCAGGAGAUUGUUCGCGAAGGACGUGGCAGUUCCUCCAAGACUGCAUUUUACAAGAAAAAUAACCGGUGGACGGAGGGCCUUAUUUCCGCGGCAAAGGCCGUUGCCUCCUCGACCAAUACGUUGAUCGAGACUGCGGACGGUGUGAUUUCUGGACGCAACUCCCCCGAACAGCUUAUCGUGGCCAGUAAUGAUGUUGCAGCCAGCACAGCGCAGUUAGUAGCUGCUAGCCGUGUCAAGGCUACUUUCAUGAGCAAAACCCAAGAUCGGCUGGAGACUGCCAGUAAAGCUGUUGGCAAAGCUUGCAGGGCUCUUGUACGACAGGUACAGGACAUCAUUGCUGAGAAGAACCGGGAUGAGAAUGAGACAGUGGACUACGCUAAACUCAGCUCGCACGAGUUUAAGGUGCAAGAAAUGGAGCAACAGGUCGAAAUCCUCCAGCUUGAGAAUUCCCUCGCUCGCGCCAGGACACGCCUGGGAGAAAUGCGCAAGAUUUCGUACCAGGAGGAUUAG